Messenger RNA from Protopolystoma xenopodis, 828 nucleotides. The record is from the annotation of a GenBank genome assembly. NCBI's taxonomy places the organism in Eukaryota, Metazoa, Platyhelminthes, Monogenea, Polystomatidea, Polystomatidae.
CCUCCUUCUCCUCCUCCUCCUCCUCCUUCUCCUCCUUCUCCUCCUUCACCUCCUCCCUCUACUCCUCCUUCUUCUCCUCCUCCUCCGGCUCCUCGUCCUCGCCUCGACGACUCUUGCUCCUCUUCGUCGGCUCAGUUCCUCGACCGACUCGAUCGAACCGUCGAGGCGCGCAGGACUCGACGUCUCGGCGUCACUCUGGCCGAAUCGGAACGAGAUCUCGACACGCAUGACGUCGAAAAGACGAGCGUUGAACAAGACCGCGAUCGCUGCCUCCGACACAUGCAACGCGCCCAGCGUCAGCGCCACCUUCACCUGCAACAGAUCGCCGACGCCAAUGCCAACGUCAACGCCAACGUCAACGCCAAUGCCGACGCCGACGGCGCCGACGUUGUCGAGGGGCAGAAGAGCGUGGACGAGGCCUACGGUGCGUGGCUUCGAGAUUGGCAAUUGUAUCGAGACGAAGUGUUGACGCCGCGGUUGCAAUUGCUGUCGCGAUUGGCCGAUCUUGAGGCGGAUCUGGCCGAAUGUACCGGUCGUCUGAAUCAGCUGAUCGAGUACACGUGCCGAGAGACGAGCGCCAAGGCGACGGCGAUUGCGGCGGUUGGGAGGAUCGAGAAAGCGGCCAGUUUGACAGAACGUGAACUGAAGCAGAUGCGCACCAUCCGAUUGGAGGUGGAGGGCAUGCGGGAUACCGUCCCGGUCAGUCUGAAUGAUAUCAUUUUGGUAUUUUUUCCUCGCUUGUUCAGGCACCAUUUUGAUCGGAUCCGAACUGAAAAUGUCAGAAUUCAAUGCAGAAACACUGAAAUUGCUGUUUUAUUCCAGAAUUAG